AUGGAUCGAGGCAGGCGUCCCCUAAUCUAUCUAUAUAUCUAUCUAUCUAUCUUGCUUUCUCGGCCCAUCUACUAUCUCUUUCUAUCUAUCUCGUUUUUUUUAUCUAUUAUAAAUUAUCUGCCUAAAUAUCUAAUUCUGCUGAUCUCUCUAUCUAAUCUGGCCUACCUCUAUCUAGUUCAAUCUAAUGAAUCUAUCUAUCUAUCUAUCUAUCUAUCUAUCGUUUUUUUAUUAUCUAAUUCUGUUCAUCUAUCUAUCUAUCUAUCCUCCAAAACCAAGUAUCUAUCUACGUUCCAUCAUCUGUUCGAUCUAUCUAUCUAUCUAUCUAUCUCGUUCUUUUAUUAUCUAAUUCGUUUUUUUGUCUAUGUAUCUAUCUAUUCGUUCAUCUAUUCGAUUUAUUCGACGAUAAUUUUGGAAAUCUAUCUAUUUUAUCAUGCUAAUUCUGUUCAGAUUAAAACGUUGAAGGCUCGUUCUUUUUAUUAUCUAAUUCUGUUGAAUCUAUCUAACAUCUCUAAAGCCUUUGAGCGUAUCUAUCUAUCAUCUAUAUCUUCUCCACAAAAUUCAAACAUCGUUUCUUCUAUCUAUCAUCUAUCUCUCCCUUUUUAUUAUCUAAUUCUAUCUAUCUAUCUAUCUCUCUAUCUAUCCUUCCAUCUAAUUCUGUUCAUAUCUAUCUAUCUAUCUAUCUAUCUAUCUAUCUAUCUAUCCCCAAUCUAUCUAUCUAAGUAUCUAUCUAUCAUCGCGUUCUUUUUAUUAUCUAAUUCUGUUCACGUUCUUCUAUCUAUCUAUCUAUCUAUCUAUCUAUCUAUCUAUCUAUCUCCUUCUUUUUUAAAAUUCUAUAUCAUUCUAUUCAUCUAUCUAUCUAUCUAUCUAUCUAUCUAUCUAUCUCGAAAAUCGAUUCUCUAUGUCGGGCGCGAUCAAUUUUUCUUUCUAAUUCUAUCUAUCUUAUCUAUCUAUCUAUAUCUAUCUCGUCUAUCUAAUUCGACCAUUUUUAAAAUAAUACUGUUCCAUUAUGGUCUAUCUAUGCCCCUUUUUAUCAUCUAUUUGUUCAUCUAUCUAUCUAUCUAUCUAUCCUUCUCGUUAAAUCUAAUUCUGCAAAUCUAUCUAUCUAUCUAUCUAUCUAUCUAUCUAUCUAUCUCGAUCUUUUUAUUAUCUCUGCUUAUCUAUCUAUCUAUCUAUCUAUCCCACCAACAUCUAAUCAAUUUCUAUCUAUCUAUCAAUCUAAAUCUAUCUCGUUCUUUUUAUUAUCUAAUUCUGUUCAUCUAUCUAUCUAUCUAUCUAUCUAUCUUAUCUAUCUAUCUAUCUAUCUAUCUAUCUAUCUAUCUAUCUAUCUAUCUAUCUCGUUCUUUUUAUUAUCUAAUUCUGUUCAUAUCUAUCUAUCUAUCUAUCUAUCUAUCUAUCUAUCUAUCUAUCUCGUUCUUUUUAUUAUCUAAUUCUGUUCAUAUCUAUCUAUCUAUCUAUCUAUCUAUCUAUCCUUUCUCGUUUUUUAUUAUCUAUCUAUCUGUUCAUAUCUAUCUAUCUAUCUAUCUAUCUAUCUAUCUAUCUAUCUAUCUCGUUCUUUUAUUAUCUAAUUCUAUCUAUCUAUCUGUUAUCAUCUAUCUAUCUAUUCUUUCUAAUUCAUUCUAUCUAUCUAUCUAUCUAUCUAUCUAUCUAUCUAUCUAUCUUCUUUUUAUCUAA
Acanthosepion pharaonis is the source of this 1671-nucleotide messenger RNA. Lineage: Eukaryota; Metazoa; Mollusca; Cephalopoda; Sepiida; Sepiidae. The record is from the annotation of a GenBank genome assembly.